This is a messenger RNA of Hypoxylon trugodes, 1421 nucleotides long. Its product is annotated as NAD(P)-binding protein. The coding region runs from base 262 to 1257 and encodes 331 amino acids. Gene Ontology annotation, cellular component: lipid droplet; mitochondrial outer membrane; endoplasmic reticulum membrane. Gene Ontology annotation, molecular function: 3-beta-hydroxysteroid 3-dehydrogenase (NADP+) activity. The transcript is spliced from 2 exons. The record is from RefSeq and is a predicted model, not a curated record. NCBI's taxonomy places the organism in Eukaryota, Fungi, Ascomycota, Sordariomycetes, Xylariales, Hypoxylaceae.
ACUAGCUCUUUGUUCAGCCGUGAAGCAACGAGCCUACUUACUCUUUAUUGCUUAAUCUACCCCUGGCUACUUCGGUACCCGUAGAUUUCUAAUGCCAGGGCCUGUCUAGGUAUUGAAGCUACAAAAUGGAGGGCUUGCCGCACUCACGAGGCUUGCGCUGGCCACUAGGUGCUUCUAAACUCACUAAUAUAGCAACUCCAGUGGCAUCCGCCUCGAAUACUACUGAGCUUGUCUUGCAUAUUGAUACGUAAACUCUACGUUAUGACGGGCACGAUCCUUAUUACAGGAGCAAAUGGCUCUCUUGCCAUCCCCGCUGUACAAUAUCUACUAUCCAAAUACCCAGAUCAUACUGCAGUUUUAACUGUCCGUAAUGCGGAAGAUACGGACACUAACACCAAGAGGCUUCGUGAGACAAUCGCUGACUUUCCAAAAGCACAAACAUCCAUCCGUCAACUUGAUCUAGCAAAGCUCACGGCCGUUCAUGACUUCGCCGACACAGUAUCUAGAGAGAUUUCAGAGAAGAAGCUACCACCUCUCGCAGGGAUCGUUUGCAAUGCGUUUUAUUGGAACCUGACUCGCGAUCCCGAGUUCAACUCCGAGGGAGUUGAGACGACUAUCCAGGUGAAUCAUAUUUCACACGUCGCCCUAGUUCUCCGACUCCUAGGAAGCUUCGGACCCGAGGGUGGCCGUGUCCUACUCUUCACUAGCGAUGGACACUAUCCCGGCCGCAAUGGUCUAGAGAAGUACCCUCCCGGGAUUCCGGAUGAUAUAGAUUCAAUGUUGAAGGCUAGCCCAGAUGCCGACAAGCUAGGGCGCGGCUUCAACAGAUACGCCAAUUCCAAACUAGCCAUUCUUAUGUGGGGGUACGCAUUGAACAGAUACCUAGAGAAGAAUGAAGGUUUGAACAAGAUCACCGCUAUUGUGAUUGAUCCUGGGAACAUGACCGAUUCGCGUGCUCUACGCACAAACACACCUCUAUUCGUUCGUCUCGUUCAAAAAUUUGCUCUUCAACCUUUGCGACCGCUCCUUCGCCUAAGAGACCCAUCCCUCCGUACAACAGAUGAGGCAGCUGUCGACGUCAUAGACGUCGCCAUGAAUAAGGCAUAUCCAGGAGAGCGUGGUUAUCUCAAUCAGCUCAAGAGAGAGUCGAGUUCCCCAGAUAGCUUGGACGAGGACGAGCAACAGAAGGUGUGGGUCAAGAGCGCCGAGUGGGCAAAGAUCUCGAAAGAAAAUACUGCGUUGGCGGAGAACAUUUAAUUGACAUGACUAAGAGUGAAUAUUUGGAGUUGCAUUGGAAGAUCUCAUGCUUGGAUUUAAUGAAACAUUUGGCGGCUCAAUUCCAUAUCUACGGAUCCGACGUUUCAUUCACGGACAGGAACAGUAAUUGUACGUCGUAUAUACAGCGAAUCAACAUAAAUAAA